AUGUCAGACAAUAGCAUUGAGGCUGCCAGUGGGGGAGCCUGGAGGUUGUACAGUGCUGCCUGGGCCUCCUCUGAUGAGACACGUCUGCUUAAAACUCUCUUCACUGGUUACAACAAGAUCGUCCGUCCUGUUACUCACUUCAAGGAUCCAGUGGUUGUUACUGUGGGCCUUCAACUCAUCCAGCUCAUUAGUGUGGAUGAGGUCAACCAGAUCGUCAGCAGCAAUGUGCGACUGAAACAGCAAUGGAAAGACGUGAACCUGCAAUGGAACCCAGAGGAUUACGGUGGCAUCACAAGGAUCAGAGUUCCCUCAACUGACAUUUGGCGACCUGAUUUGGUCCUUUACAACAACGCAGAUGGUGACUUUGCCAUUGUUCAUGAGACCAAAGUGCUGCUGGAGUACACUGGAAUGAUCACGUGGAAGCCACCUGCCAUCUUCAAGAGCUACUGUGAAAUCAUUGUGCUUCAUUUCCCCUUUGACCUCCAAAACUGCAGUAUGAAGCUGGGUACCUGGACAUAUGAUGGGAACCUGGUCGUUGUCAAUCCUGACAGUGACCGCCCCGAUCUGAGUCACUUUAUGGAAAGUGGAGAGUGGGUGAUGAAGGAUUUCCGUGGCUGGAAGCACAGGGUGGUGUACUAUUCCUGCGGCCCAGACACCCCAUACCUGGACAUCACCUACCACUUCCUAAUGUAGCGGCUUCCGCUGUACUUCAUUGUCAACGUCAUCAUCCCCUGCAUGCUCUUCUCCUUCCUGACUGGCCUGGUCUUCUAUCUUCCUACAGAUUCUGGUGAGAAGAUGACUCUCAGCAUCUCUAUCUUGCUGUCCCUGACUGUGUUCCUGCUGGUCAUUGUGGAGCUGAUCCCCUCUACUUCCAGCGCUGUACCACUCAUUGGAAAAUACAUGCUUUUCACCAUGGUCUUUGUCAUUGCCUCCAUCAUCAUCACUGUCAUUGUCAUCAACACUCACCACCGCUCCCCAAGCACUCACACGAUGCCGGACUGGGUCCGUAAGGUCUUUAUUGAAACCAUUCCCAAAAUCAUGUUCUUUUCAACAAUGAAGCACCCUGGCAAAGAAAAGCAGAAAAAAAGCAUUUAUGGUGCUGAUUUUGACAUCUCAGACAUCUCUGGCAACCAGACCUGUGCUGCCCCCUACCAGUCAUCCAUCACCAAGAACCCCGAAGUCCGCAGUGCCAUUGAAGGAGUCAAGUACAUUGCAGAAACCAUUAAAUCAGACGAGGAAUCAAACAGUGCUGCUGAAGAGUGGAUGUUUGUGGCCAUGGUGUUGGAUCAUAUUCUGCUGUGUAUCUUCAUGGGUGUGUCUCUCAUUGGCACAUUAAGUGUGUUCGCAGGUCGCCUCAUUGAGUUGAGCAUGCUGUAAAGGCCCAUGCUUUAUGUUUUACCAGGGUAACUUCUUAGAUGACAUGUUUCAUGCUCAGUUUGAAUUGUAUACAGUCACAAGCUGAAGCGCAGUGUAGAUUAGUGUUUUGCCAAAUCCUUUAUGAUCUUUAUGACAUAUGUGACUGAAA
Monopterus albus (swamp eel) is the source of this 1525-nucleotide messenger RNA. RefSeq names its product acetylcholine receptor subunit alpha. Gene Ontology annotation, cellular component: postsynaptic membrane. Lineage: Eukaryota; Metazoa; Chordata; Actinopteri; Synbranchiformes; Synbranchidae. The record is from RefSeq and is a predicted model, not a curated record. The transcript is spliced from 10 exons. Gene Ontology annotation, molecular function: transmembrane signaling receptor activity; acetylcholine-gated monoatomic cation-selective channel activity. Gene Ontology annotation, biological process: monoatomic ion transmembrane transport.